ACAUGUUAUUUCCUCUGAAUUGGAUGACUUUUUAUCUCAUCCAAACCGAACCGCGACUAAUUGUGGUGAACUAUUUUUAGUUUGGAAGUGUUUUUGUUGUUUUAACAAAGGAUGAUCCAAAUCGAGGACCCAUAACAAUAUGACUGAAAAUGAUUUCCCACAAGAACCGUUACACUCUCGCCACCGUCUUUCUUCUCGCAUUCUUCUUUCUCUCCAUUUUCUUAUACUCUUUCUUCUUCACCACUACCAUUCUUCAACCUCCUCUCUCUCAUCGCUCAGAUCUCUAUAUCCAAGUCAAACCUGCUCCUCUUCUAUCUCCUCCUCCUCCUUCACCACCGCCACCGCCACCGACACCGACACCGACACCGACACAAGAAUCAUCCUCCUCCUCCUCCACCACCAUUACCGUCAUUCAACCGAAAUCUCCCGGUGUUAAUACCACCAGUGUUUCUGAUCAGGAAUUUGUUCCUGCUGUUAUUCAUACGGAGGAGAAGAAGAUCGAUAAUGCAGCAGCUCUAGCUUUGAAGGAUUGUGAUUUGUACACGGGAACUUGGGUUGAGGAUGAAGAUUAUCCGAUUUAUCAACCAGGUUCUUGUCCUUACGUUGAUGAGGCUUAUGAUUGCAAAAUCAAUGGAAGGAAUGAUACUCAUUAUACCAAAUGGAGAUGGAAACCUCAUGGAUGUGAUCUUCCCAGGUUUAGUGCCAAGGACUUUUUGGCAAGACUGAAAGGUAAAAAACUAAUGUUGGUAGGAGAUUCUAUGAACCGAAACCAAUUUGAGUCCAUUCUGUGCAUACUUCGCGAAGGCCUGCACAAUAAGAGCAAAAUGUAUGAGAUACAUGGUCACAAAAUAUCAAAAGGAAGAGGCUACUUUGUUUUCAAAUUUGAGGACUAUGAUUGUACAGUGGCAUUUGUGAGAUCUCAUUUCCUUGUGAGGGAGGGAAUUCGUAUGAAUGGACAAGGGAGUUCAAAUCCUACAUUAUCAAUAGAUCGAAUUGACAAGACAUCUUCCCGUUGGAAGAAAGCCGACAUUCUCGUCUUCAAUACCGGGCACUGGUGGGCUCAUGGAAAAACUGCUCGAGGAAUAAAUUACUAUAAAGAAGGUAAUUAUCUAUACCCAAAAUUUGAUGGAGUUGAGGCAUACAGAAGGGCUAUAAAGACCUGGGGAAAAUGGAUCGACAAUAAUAUCAAUCCAAAAAAGCAGAUUGUCUACUAUCGUGGAUAUUCUUCGGCUCAUUUCAGAGGUGGAGACUGGGACUCAGGUGGGUCAUGCAACGGUGAAACUGAACCGGUUCUUAAUGGAUCCAUCUUGAAUAACUAUCCUUUGAAAAUGAAAAUAGUCGAAGAAGUGAUCCAGGGAAUGAAGUUUCCAGUAAAGUUACUAAAUGUCACAAGGCUGACUAACUUCCGAAAGGACGGCCACCCAUCUGUCUAUGGCAAGAACAUAGUGGGUGGAAAAAAAGUCUCCAUGAAGCGACAAGACUGCAGCCAUUGGUGCCUUCCUGGAGUUCCUGAUGCAUGGAAUGAGCUGAUUUAUGCCACUUUGGUUUUGCAACAGACAAAUUCAAGGAAUUGACUUAUAUAGCUCCUUUAUUUGAAGGAGUUUACUUUUUGUGCUGCAAAGAAAGAAGUAAAAACGAGAAACGCGAUUGAGAGCAAUGGAAAGUGUACCCUUAGUUGUAUAUCAUGACAAUUACCAUGAAAGAAUCAACACAAUAGUUAACAAGGCUUUUUCAUUGAUGGUUAAAUUUCCACCCCAUGAAGACAGCGUUUCAUUUCACUUGUAAGGGUCAUGAUCUCAUCGGUUGUUUGACGCGGAACUCCAUCGGAUAAGCUUAUUCGUCAAAAUUCUCUUAUACUUAAAAGAAUAGAUAAAUUAAUCAGGCUUUGGGGUGUAAGAUUGGACCUGAUUAGUUUUGAUGUAGAUUUUUUUAUGUAUAAUGUUCUGUGAAAUUUUAUACAUUGUAUGUAAUCUUAACCUUUCUCCAUCGGUGUCAUUCUCUCACAUUCACUUGAUCUCUUUUGUCUAUCUACUCCAUUGCAGGGUUAGGUAUGCCUCUAUCUGCAUCUCUAUUUUACUGUUCCUGCUUGUUGUCA
Trifolium pratense (red clover) is the source of this 2095-nucleotide messenger RNA. Its product is annotated as protein trichome birefringence-like 5. NCBI's taxonomy places the organism in Eukaryota, Viridiplantae, Streptophyta, Magnoliopsida, Fabales, Fabaceae. The record is from RefSeq and is a predicted model, not a curated record. The coding region runs from base 150 to 1574 and encodes 474 amino acids. Gene Ontology annotation, molecular function: O-acetyltransferase activity. The transcript is spliced from 5 exons. Gene Ontology annotation, cellular component: Golgi apparatus.